UUUGCGUCAUUUUUAUUUACCGGAACACCCGCACAAGCGAAAGUCGCGGAGAAUCACGUCUGAAACGAAUUACUUCUCACUCUAGCAGUUAACGCCGGCCAAUGGGAUUAUGGCUCAGCUGGGGUCGCGGUAGUUUCCGGGUUUCGUGUAGUGGCCAGGGCCCGGCAACUCUCCAUCAAAAUCGGGGACAAAGCUCGAGGUUGCUACUAUAGGAAGCGCUAGUGUCGCCGGGUGCAGCUGCAGGUUAGACUCGCCAACUUUCCCACAUACAAAUUGGCUAAUUUGUGACAAAUACGAAAAGUGUCUUCUAGAUGUACAAUUAUUCAUAAUCUCAACUUGUAAGAAACUUCUGAAGAAAUCACGAACGUAUACGUUAUCUUUUGUAACAUUAUGGUCCUGCUUGCGACCCGCGAACUCACGCAGCAGUCAGGCACGUUGAAAGUUUUGUUGGCAGCAGUUCCUGUUUUAGUUCCUGUAAGGAAGGUGAUGCUCUAGAGCGCGCCACCGUAAUGGUCCCCACCACGUUAUAUGGGAGUUAUAGGGUCCUGGUAGUGGCGUUGUAGUUCACCAGUGAACGGUUGUGUUCGAGUGUGUUGCUUAUUUUUUAGUAAUUGUAUUUCUUUCCGAGAAUUGUUUUGAUCAUUACUCGAAGGAGCGUAACAUUCAAGCGACGAAUUUACCUGUAAUAUAUGUUUUCCUUUUACGCCAUGUUACGGCGAUAACAUUUCCUUCAGACAGAAUUUAGUUUUAUUGUCAUUGAACUUGCUUGUGCCGUGUGUUAUUUAAAUAUAAUUAAAGUAUGUCGUCAGUUUUCGCCGUCAAAGGUUACUCGGACAGUCCAGGAGUUCCGAAGACUAGAGCUGUUUAUCCAUUCCAAUUACCAUGCGAUCGUUAAUUCAUCUUUGGCAGCGUCAGAAACUUAGAUCAAAUGGAAUGAUGAAUGGCAGUAGUUUAGGGAUGCCUCCUGGAAAUGAUCAGGGACGUCAUGGUGGUGCGAAUGGACACAAUGUUCCCGACUUUGAUGUGAGUCGGGUGAAAACUGAACCUGACAGCAACAGCAUGUCUCACAACCAAUCUCUGGGUUCAGGAAGGCAAGGUUUUGGGUCUGAACUAGCUGACACUACUAUUGGAGGAUUCCAGAGCCCUGUCCAAACAUCAGAAAAUUCAGUAGGUAUUCCAAAUUCUUUUCAAUUAGGAGCCUUACUCUCAGGACCAGGCCCUGGUGGACAAGGGAAAAGUCCCAUUCAGCUUCUAAAUAUACUGGGAGAUCAACCAGCUCAACCUGCUUCUACAAUAAAAAAGUCCAGGAAACGUAAAGGUGAAAGCGGCAUAUGGCGCAGUCCAAAAAGGAAACAAAGUGAAGAUUGUGAAAUUGUGCUUGAGAGCUCCAGUAGUGAUUCUACGCCAUUGGGAACACCUACAUCACGUGAUGCUCCAAUGGAUGUGAGCUUAGAUUGUGAGCCAGAGAAAGCUGGCUCAGAUUUUGCCGAAGAAGAAAUAAUGGAACUUGAUGACAUGGAAGACAUGUUAAAAACCAGAAAACCUAAGAAAGAGAAGAAAUCAUCACCACCCACCAUAAUCCUUGACUUGCCGGAAAAUAAGAAUAUUGUACCUCCUUCCGUUAGCAUUACACCAAUCACUUCAUCAUCUACUAGUUUCAAUUCUGUUCUGACUGGUAUGGGUUUAGAACGACGUCCCGGUAUUGAAAUAAUCCCUAUUUGUUCUGGUCCACAAACAUCACUGCCUAGCUCAAUAACAAUUACACCAAUUUCAUCAAAAUCAUUGAGUGAUGAUCGAAGUAGAGAAAGAAAAAGUGGUAAAAGUAGAAAUGAAGAAAAGAUAAAAUUAGAAAAGAAACGGAAGCGCCAGAAAAGAGAAGAUAGUCCGAGUGGAGCAUCAAUGGGUCCCCCUGACAAGCUACCUAUUAAGCAAGAUCCUUUAUCAAAGCCUGUCUCUGUUAGUAUAAAACCGACUGAAUCUCCCCCCUUAUCGAAUGUUAGACCUGCAUCUCCAGCAGGUACUUUACGAAAAAUUACUUCAUCACCAACACACAUGAGUCUGUCAGUUUCGAAAUCAGGAUCAAACAAACCUUCAUCACAUCAGAGCCCCAAACAUUCGCCGGGAUAUACAACAAGCAGCCCCAAACAUCAUGGCACUUCAUCUCCCAAACAUCAGUCCUCUGGUAGUUCAGGUAAACCUAGCAUGUCAGCUUUAAAAUCUGCUGCAAGUUCUCCCUCAACAACUGGAAAAAGUAGUUCAGGAGAAGUAUCUAAAGUAAAAUCAUCAUCAUCCUCAAAUAAAGAUAAAGAUAGAAAAGUAUCAUCAAGUUCUUUUAGUUCUGGAAGUUCAAGUUCUGGAUCAAGCCCAAAGUUAAAAUCAUCAAGUGUAAAAUUAAAACAGUUGGACUUGUCUAGCACAUCAGGUGAAAGUACAUCUACUACUCCAUCUGGUGGAACUACUCCUCCUUCAGGCAAUUCUGUUAGUGGAAGUAAGACAACAUCUGUACCUCAGGUUCGAAACAGGAAAGGAUCUCUUUCUGCUGUCAUUGACAAACUGACUGCUCAACACAGUGGACCAGAACCAUCAGAAAUAACGAAAGAAGGGAGAAGUUGCACUACUAACCCUGGAAAUAAAACUCCAGGUGAAACUAAUAAAAACCCUGGGGAAUAUAUGGUAAAACCUAGUUCUGAUGGAAUGAAAUUGACUAUUAACAAGACUAGAACAAAGGAUUCAAAAUCUGGUAGUAUAGUAAAAACCACAGCAUCAGGGUCUGGAUCUCCUAAAACUCACACAGGUUUGAAGCCUGGUGUUAAUAGUGGACCUGCAUCGAAAAAGCCUCAUCAGAUGAUGCAACAGAAAACAAGUGGAAGUAGCUCUACUAUGUCUAGUUCAGGAUCUAGCAGUAAAACAAGUAGUGGGAAUCAGUCAUCAAAAGUUUCUGUGACUAAAUCAAGCAGUUCACCUGUUGGAGGUAUGUUAUCUAAAUCUGUAUCAAAAUCAAGUGGUUCUCCAAAAAUGACUAGUUCAACUGAUUCCAGCAGAAGGGAUAAUAAACCUCGGCCUCCAAAGAGUAGUAGUGAUAGAGAUAAAUCAGUAUUUCCUGGUCCAAAAAGUUCAGAUGUUCGCAAAUCAAGCCCAGUUGGUCUUCGAGAGGAUAAUGAAACAUUUAAAAUGCUGAAUAAGCUUGAACCAACGUUGCCUCCUCAAUUGAUGGUUGAAGGACUAAUGAAAAGUUUGGAUACUAAAUUUCAAAUACCCAAAUUAUCAGCAAGGAAUAAUCCAUCAGAUAGUGAAGCAAAGAAAUCUGCAUCUGAGAAAACUACAAGUGGUGAAACAAGUCGAAUAGAACCAUCGUCAAAGCCUAUAGAUUUAGCAGGUAAAGGAGAAAGUGGAUGUACUUCUUCUAAGUUUCCAGUUUCAAAAAGUAGUGAUGAAAACAAAAAUUUGAGGGCUUCACCAGUUAUGACACCUAUACCACCUGCAAUGCCUGUGCCUCCUAAUCAGAUGGUUGGUUUGACUUCAAAUGUUAAAACAAAUACUCCAUCACUCCCUCCUGUUGUAACCAAGGCAGGAGAUAUGGUGAGUUUAGAUACAAAUCUUUCAACUUCUGUUACCACUUCAACACCAGUGCUAAAUUUAAGUGUAACAUCUCCUUUGGAUGUGAAUGCUGAGACACACGAUAUGAGCAUAAGUGGGGCAAGAGGAAAGUCUGAAAUCCGUAUGCAGGGUGCUGUGUGUAAAGAAGACCUAACACCCAGUACCAAAUUAGAGCCUGUGAAGUGUUUCUCAGGGAGCGAAUCGUCUGCUCUUUCAUUGACUUUACCAAGCAGUAAAACUUUGGACACAUCAUCACCGAAGUAUACUUCCUCUAUCAAUGUGCAGAAAUCUGCUGAUGAUUCUAAAAAAGUUUCCAAUAUUACAAGUGACAUUGUUAAUAAAAUUCCCAACAAGAUGAAUCCUACUAGUGCUACCCCACAACAAGAAGCUGCAGAAAUUCUUCUAGAUUUUUCAUCGUCUUCAACCAUUCCAACCAAAACCUUACCUACUGAUCAUCCUGUAAGUAAGUUGACCACAGUCCCAGAACGGGCUCUUGCAUCAACUGUUCCAAGUCGUAGGAAUACUCCUCCUCCUAUCUCUUCUCUCCCACCUCCAACAGGAUUUCCUAACUCUCCCUCCGUUUCAGUUCACAUUGUGAAGUCUCCAGCAACAUCACCCCUUGUUACUCCUUCUCCACAUUCUGUUUCACCAUGCAUAACAGAUGAUGAGCUGAUGGAUGAGGCACUUGUAGGUAUGGGGAAAUGAGUAAUGAUGCAUUAUUUAAUGUUUUAUUAAUUUGUAAGCUGGGGCUUCCCAGUUACUGUGUAUAUUAAUAGAUAAUGCAUGAUAAAAGUAAUAUAAUUGAGCUCCCAAAUGUCUCAUUAUGUCGAUAAUCUAGCCUUCAAGUGACAUUGUCAGCACAAGGGAGGUUAAAUUUGCUAGCUCUCAAGUGGCUGCUGAUGCUCUGUGCUUUGGAGCCACUUCGACAAUGAUGCAAUUACAAACGUAUUUGUUAAAUAGUAGAAACAGCCUAUAUUUUUACCUCUGUAAUAUACCUCAAGAAAAUGCUGAAACUGGAUGUGAUUAUGUAGGCAUCCUCUAAUAAGCAGAGUACCAAUGCAUUAAAAAAAGCACCAUGGAGUUCAGCUAAAGCUAUUGUAUAAUUUUUAUUUUACAUAGAAAGAAACUGCUGGCAGGUCAUUCUGUUAUGAUUGAUUUAUUUGUCCAUAUAUUUAUUUCUAUUUUAAUGCCAAUACUCUGUUGUAUAUAAUCCAAUUGAAUAUGAAGAUUCUCCAAAUUUUCUGAACAGAAGAGACUAAUCUUAUGAAAGAAACCACUAUGGGUCCAAUUGUAAUUAGUGUUUUGUUUUUCAUGCCAUUGUGUGUGUGUGUGUGUGUGUGCGUGUGUGCGUGUGUGUGUGUGUGCGUGUGUGCGCGCGUGCGCACGCAUAAAAAAAAAUUUAAAAAAGUACGGAGAAAUCCGUAAUACUUAGGCAGUGACUAGUGCCCAACAAUUGUUAGAGAUAUUGUGUUACAAGACCUUUUGAACUUGCAUUGUUUUUGGAAAUGUAGGUUUUUAUCACGUAGUUAUUAAUCAAAUAAGAUGUCAAAUGUACGAGUACACUAUACUAUGGUUACUCAAAAUUUUUUAUAUUAAUGAGAAAUGUUUGUUGAGGUGGUUAAGAAAAUAACAGUAUAGCUAUUAAUGAAAUGAGAAUUGCUUGUGUUCCAUAAGGCCCAGAAGUGCCAAAGCAAUACAAGUUUCAUGAUGAUGUUACAUCAAAUGUGUAUCAUUCAAACUUUUAUCUACGAUUAUUAUAAAGACAUUUUUAAUUUUAUGUAUAUGAAUAUUUGACAUAAACAACUUAGUUAAGAGAGUAAUGUUGCUUGUUAGUUUCGAACAACACUUUUUGUUAGUCUUCGAAGAGGUGGUGUUAUAAUGAAAUCAUUAAGCAACUAGUGGUAUAAUAAAUUCAUUAAGAGUGCUAUAAUGAACCUUUCUAUAGCAACCAAAGUAAUCACAUUGUUGUAGAUAAAAGUAUUUAAAUGAUAUCUUAAAAUGUGAAAUUAUUUAGAAUACGUAUAAUGUGUGUCACUAUUAGCUGGAGAAGGAACCAGAUAUUUCAUGUUACAGCUGGAUCUACAAAUAGAAGGGUAAUUUUUUAUUAAUGUGUAACCUGUGACUAUUUUCAUCCUUUUCUCAUCGUUUGUAAUCAUAAUCUCAUAGAUAGGCCUAUUACUUGUCAUUAAAAUUGUUUUGUGUAUUAAAAAAUGUUAUUCCUUUUGCUUCUAUAAUUUUUGUGGAAACACUUUUUCUUUUGACUUAAUUUGUAGUGCUGUUUCAAUUCAAAAAUAAACUUAUUGUAUGUGACAUACUUUACAAAAGAAGUCUAUUAUAAUUUUUCAAAAUUUUUGUUAAUUCAAAAAGCUUUUCGAUGGCAACAGAGGAAUUAAUUUUAAUGAGUAAUUUUUAAUAUAUGUUGCAUUAUGUAUUAGUAGCUGGUAGUUGAACUGAAGUGAACUUCAAAGUGAUUUGUAUAAUAUUUGCACUUAUCUGAUUCACAUUCCAUUAGUGGUAAACUCAAACAGAAUAGUUUCAUAAAAUGUAUUUAAUUUGUUUUAUAUAAUGUUGAUGUCAAUUAAUCCUUUGAUUACAUUCACUUCUAUAAACCUUUUGAAAAUUUUAUGAAAAAAGGUGUAAAAACUUUGAUGAUCAACUUUAUAAUUGCGUCAACAGUGAUUAAUUCGUGUGAUUUCUGAGUGUUUGCAUGUUGUUGCAACAAUUUGUUCAUUUCAAAAACUCCUUUUGAUAAUUAUAGUUUUCGUAAUUGGGAUGAUAUCUGUGUCUGGGUCAGGCUUUAGGUCAGUGCUGUGGCCAAUACAAAACUCUUCUCAAGAUCAUUCUGGUCACAAUUUCUUUUAUUUCCAAUGCCUACUUAUCCAUAAACCUCAAUUGAGAUUCUGGUUUCUGUCAUUCUACUUGUUGCUGAUAAAGUGGAGCUAAUAUUUCACUAGCUAUUUUCUUUUUGGAAGGAAUUACAUUGCACAUAAUCUGCCAAUGUAACUUUUCUCUGGAGCAACCUCAUUUAGUGGAAACUUCUGUUAUUGCAGUUUAUUAGGUAAUGUCACAUAGAAUACUUCAUUUCAAACACGUCAUCUUUUUUUCAUAUUUUUAUUCAAGUUUCAUCUCAGGAUUGAAGAUGAAGUUUGUUUUGAACAGGAAUAUGGGAAGUACAUGAAUUAAGAAUUCAAUUUUCAGUCAUCCAUUUAGUUUCAUUUUUCUAUAUUUGCCGUGUAUUCAUUGUUACAAAUACUGAUAGUAGUUUACCAUGUAGGUAUCGUGACGCUCAGGGAAAGUUGGUUAUUAAGAACAUCUGCCCCCAGUGGUGACUAUUUACAUCACAACCUAAACUUUAACUUUCAAUCUAAUUAUUUUAUGUGACCUUUCUGUACAAAGGUUGUAAUGUACUUGCUUUUUAAGUUUUUGAAUGCAACUCUCAAUUUUGUACAUGUACAUCUCUUCUUUUCUUAAAUUACUUACUGUUUUUUGCAUGUGAUAAAGGUGUAAUCAAUAUUGUCAGAUCACAUUCAGUAUUGUGAGCAAUGUAUAAUAAUGCUAAGCUGUUGUCUGUGGGAGGUUUUAGUAAGGAUUUCUGCUUUUAUGCUUCACUUCUUUCUGAGAACAUGUGAGCCUUGUCACUAGAGGAGACCAGGGCGAAGUAGUCAGCCCAGUUUAUUAGCAAGUAUGUCAGGUGAACUCUUUAUGAUAACGAUACUAUGCACUCAAGC
Molecule: messenger RNA, 7325 nt
Organism: Gryllus bimaculatus (two-spotted cricket)
Lineage: Eukaryota; Metazoa; Arthropoda; Insecta; Orthoptera; Gryllidae
Source: the annotation of a GenBank genome assembly